AAUCGGCCGUUCAGUUUAGUUGUCACACUUGACCUGUGUGCACGUCUGUCGUCUCUUUGCUGUUGUUGUCGUCGUCGUGCAACUGUCGUCCGAUGUAAAUAUCCGUCGCCGCUCGAGUGGAUAAUUUUUUUGGUUUUUAUUCGUUUCCGUGUGCGACUUAUCGAAUGCGACGUGCGACAUUUUAAUAUACUCGUAUAUUUUUUUUUUUUCUUAUCGAUAUAAUUUUUUCAACCCCCCGCGGCCGUUACCAUUGACAACUCGGGUAGUUUUUUUUUUCACUCGUCUAAACAUAACCGUCUUCGGACACGCUAACCUUUGAGUCUAUGUUUAUGUCGUGAUGUCGUAAACGUAUUCCUCCGACUCCGUUUUGACGAACAGUGACACCUAGCGGAUUUCCGAGUACGCGUUUCGAAACUUAAGUGUUCCGCGCGCCCGGGAACAGAAAUUUAAAUCUUACAUCAAAAAUGAGAACAUUUGUGCUUUUUGCGACGACGCUUGUAUGCGUCGUUGCGUCCGUCGUGGGCUCCGCCGUCUUCCAGUCAGGCGCCUACGACAACGUAGUCGUAUCUAUCAAGGAUUCCGUUUCGGCGGAAAACUGCAAAACCAUCAUUAAUAACGUAGAGGCGGCGUUUACCGGUGGAUCGAAAUCCCUGCACGAAGCGCUCGGAGGCAAGGCUUAUUUUCGGUCGGUGACUGUGAUGCUGCCGCUCAACUGGCCGGACCACUGUGUUGGUCACCUCCGCGUCAUCACCAGCAGCCAAGGAGAAACGCCAGACGUACACAUUGGACUUCCGCAUCCCGUCCACGGGGACGCGCUGUGGACGCAACAGUCGCAAGGCUGCGGUCGUCCCGGUGACGCUAUUUUCGCCAGCUACCGGCUAUUCCAAGAACCGCGGGACCUGAGCAAAGAGCUGACCAAACAGUGGUCCAAGUAUCGGUACGGAGUUUUCGAUGAAAUUGGUUACGUCGGUGACGCGGUCUACCCAUCGUGUUAUGCGUCCGAAACGUCUCGCAGCGACGUCAAUGGAUGUUCCGACAAACCCAUUUCCCAGACCAGAAUAUGCGAUUCCAUAAACACGACCAGCCUGGUCCAUCUAGAAGCCAAAACAUCACUUAUGUUUUCCACGGCCUCCCAAGUGACAAAGUUCUGCGAUGCUUCUAGCCACGACCGUUAUGCGCCGACCAAACAAAACGCGCUAUGCGGACGUCGAAGUAUCAUGGAAGUCAUAAACGUUCAUCCGGACUUCACCAAAGGAGUUAACCUGUUUGCGAAUCAAAACCUGACACCUACGUUCAUUUUCAAAAAAGAAAUGCUCACCAGAUACGUUGUGGUCAUCGAGGACACAAAAGAUAUGAUGGAAAGGGAGUCUUGGAGUUUCUUGCGGUUGGCUAUUCGUAAAUGGGCUGUGCAUGAUUUGCCUGCCAACACGGAGGUUGGAUUAGUUUCGACCAAUGACUCAUCGGCCAAUCGUUUGCACGAUUUAAGCAGGUUGCAUACAUCGGAUGCAAGAGAUCAAGUGGCUUCGAACAUCCCUUAUUCUACGGGCGAUUCGAGACUGCCAGCGUGUUUGGCUUGCGCGCUCAAAGAAGCUAUACAGAUGUUAGAAACUCGCGCUAGUCUCCUUGGACCAGCCAGUUCGGUCAUUGUAGUAAUUGCUCCAGGAACGUCGGCGUACACGCCAGAUUUAGUCAAACAAGUGGGCGAAGCUAAAGGAAAGAAUAUACGCAUUGCGACCGUUACCUAUCCGAUGCUGAAGAGAAGCAAGUCUCUAGACUGGAUGGCUGACAAGACUGGUGGCAUAUCGUUUACAGUCACCGAAAACCGGUACAACAUGGCUCUGUCGUAUCUGUCCACUUAUUUCAAACUGACCAACGUCAUGCGCAACAUAAUGGAAACAUAUUACCAAGGAAACAAAGGCGAUUUGCCCAUAGAGAUUCAUAGGCGUGAACUGACGGACGAUGGUCGGACAGUGGUAACCGGCAGCUUUGUCUUAGAAGACAACAUGGGUGAACCGGCAAAAUUCACGGUUUACACGCACAACACUGAAAAUCCCCUAAUCAAGGCCAUCACCUUGACCAGCCCAUCACAGCGAGUCUACUCGACUCGAUCUGAUUCAUUAUUAUCACUCAAAAUGCUCAGCGUGCCAGCAGUUAUAAAUGAGACUGGAACGUGGACAUACCACAUCGAACGAUUCCAAGGAAGUCCGCAACCGCAUUAUGUGCAAGUAAUGGCAAAACCGUUAUGGAAAAACUUGCCGGUGGUCAAUGCUAGAGCUUGGACAAGUGGCACAACCAAUCCACUGGCCAUUUACGCCGAAGUCAAACGUGGAAACUUUCCUGUACUCGGUGCCAAAGUCGAAGUGUUUGUCACUCGGCCGGGCUUAAAUGGUUCGAAUUCACAUCGCGAAAAAUUCGAUCUCUUGGACACUGGAAGUGGUGAUCCGGAUCUCAUGAAAGGUGAUGGAAUUUAUUCUCGAUAUUUCAACCCAAUGAUCGGUGGACCAGGAAUUUACACUUUCGAGAUUACUGUUUCGGAUAGCAGCAGCAACGCAUACACUUGGCAAAACAGUUUACCCAGGAAUAUCGAAAAAAAUCCCAUCAAUAUUGAAUCGCAUUGUUGUGGAUCGUUCAUGACGUCGCCGUCUGUGGAACAGUUAAAUCCGUUUCAACGGAUCAUCGCUCCACUAUCUGUCACCUACACUUCGGAGGACCUGUCGUCAUCGAUAAACGUUGGCCGAGUAGGCGAUUUACGAGCUGAUAUAAUAAAACCUGACCUGAAAGCCAGGCUCACGUGGACAUCUCCAGAUAUGGGUGGAAAUUCUGUAGCCCGAUACGAAAUCCGUUACUCACAGUCACUUCGGUCGUUACUCAAUGAUUUCGAUUCGGCUCCAGUGUGGACACACGGUUCUCCGCUACCGUUAGCGCCGGGUUCCGAGACGGCUUUCUCCAUGGACAUGAACAAAAUGCCUGAGCUUUUAGACCAGUCGCUGUUCGUAGCCGUUAAAGGAUACGAUCGGGUUGAGUCGGGUUCUGUACCCGGACCAAUAUCAAAUUGGGUUAGAGUGUUUGUACCGUCGCCACCACCUCCUCCGUCGCUGACCACUCACUCAUCGGUUUCGUCUGCCGACCCGUCGUGGACAGCUGCCGAUCAAAACAUAAUACCCAGUAUUACUCGGGAUAUCGGGAUGAACUAUGACCUAGUUGUACCGAUCGCAGGCGUUCUGAUGCUCCUGAGUCUGUUGUUGCUGAUGUACUGUGUUUUUUGCGUAAUGAAACGCAGUCGGAAGCCUGAGAAACAAUCUCCCAAACAGGAAAAACCGCUCAACGUGUCCGUUAUACCUAAUGGCAAUGGAGGCGCUUUGAACAUAUCAUCUCCCAUAAAUGCAAUCAAGACUGAAUUGGAAUCGCAUUUCGAACCUUGCCUAAUCGAUACGUCCGAUUCGAAGAAACGGUACAGCGUGGCGCAGUACGGGCCGGCGCUGACCAACGAGCUAAUCUACAACCACCAGCAGCAACAGCAGCAGCAGCAGCAGCAGCAGCACCAGCAGCAGCAUCAGCACCAACAGCAACAACAGCCGCAUCCAUACCAUCACCAGAGUAACGGUCAUCUGAGCGUCAUCAGUGGCGCAACAUUGACCCGAGCACCGAAACCAUUGAGUCCGUACCAGUCGUGGACCGCAUCGCAACUAUUGCACGAACACGAGCGCAGAACUAGUCCCUACGGUCAGAUCGGCGACUUCGACACGCAAUAUCCACCACCAGUGCCUCCUCUUCCGGCGUACCAGCAACAACAACUCCAACAACAACAGCAACAGCAGCAGCAGCAAGGAAACACGGAAAACAUUUACGGAACGGCCCCUGGGCAUUAUCAGCCACAACAAAACGGACUUCCGCCUCCUGGCCAGUACAACAACUAUCACCGGAAUAACAUGAUUCUAUUCAACCAGAGCCUGCAGGGUUCAUUGAGCUCGGUCAGCAGUGGUGACAAGAAAAAACGAAACAUAACCAUGGUAUAACGAGAGAAGAGAACGAAGAAAACUAUGACGAUGACGCGUCAAAGUAUUAAGACUGACUACUUAUUUCUGCGACUUCGGUCCUUCUCCGACGGCAGCCACGUGUUUGUACGGCACUGGUUAGGCGUGAUUAACUUGAUUUUUUAAUAAAAUAUAUAUAUUUUGGUUUCUAGUCAAUUCACUAACGUCGUAGACUAUAAACCACAACACGUACAACCAAGUUAUAUUUUGUUUUUUGUUAUGAUCUCACUUGUUUCUUGUAAAAUACUUUUGUAACUAUAUUUAAAUAAUUCCUCUAUAUAAAAUAAUAUUAAUUAUUAUUAUUGUUACUACUACUACUACAACUACUAGUAAUACAAUUGUUUUGACCCUUUUUGUGGGCCAUAUAUAUUUAUCAUUAUGUAACUGCCUUAAAACCCUAAAUAGAUAUUAUACGGACGUAAAUCAUUUAUCAUUAUUAUUAUGAAUAUUAUUAUUAUUACAUUAGUAAGUCGAGUGUUAUGCACUGUUUUGUGCCUUUUUUUUUAUUAUUAUUAUUAUGAAAAACGUACAUUGUAUACACAACUGAAAAUAUUUUAGUAUGUAUAGCUUAUGACGAGCUUUCGGUUAUACUUAAGACAACAGUAUAUAUUUUUUUUUGUGUCUAUAAAAUUCUAUAUUUUUGUACCUAGAUUUAAGUUUGUUGUAAACUACUUAGCAAGUAAAUAAUUAUGUACAUAUUGAUGAAUAUAAACCAUUUAUUGUAUUGAA
This is a messenger RNA of Sipha flava (yellow sugarcane aphid), 4763 nucleotides long. Its product is annotated as calcium-activated chloride channel regulator 1-like. Lineage: Eukaryota; Metazoa; Arthropoda; Insecta; Hemiptera; Aphididae. The record is from RefSeq and is a predicted model, not a curated record. The transcript has 9 exons. The coding region runs from base 465 to 4016 and encodes 1183 amino acids.